Aspergillus wentii DTO 134E9 is the source of this 2022-nucleotide messenger RNA. RefSeq names its product TolB family protein. The record is from RefSeq and is a predicted model, not a curated record. Lineage: Eukaryota; Fungi; Ascomycota; Eurotiomycetes; Eurotiales; Aspergillaceae. The coding region runs from base 1 to 2022 and encodes 673 amino acids. The transcript has a single exon.
AUGCGGUUCCUUCGCUCUUCUGCUGCCCUUGUGCUGGGCUUUGCCCUUCCUCCGGUUCUGGGCUUGUGUCCGUAUGCCUCGCAGAUGCUGAAUGCGCGGGAUACGCCCUCGCCACACGAACACACCAAGACAGUCCGCGAUACACCCGCUAAAGAUGGAAAGAAAGGUGCGUUCCUCAUGAACCGAAUUGCCCCUGGUACAUCCGAGCUGUAUAUCGCCAACGCGGACGGGAGCAACGAACGGGCUCUGCUGUCGGAACCUAUCUUCGAAUACCAUGCCGCCUUCUCCCCCGACGGACAAUGGAUCACCUUUACUGGCGAGAGAAAUGGAGACGGAAACUCUGAUAUCUACCGUGUUCGCACAAACGGUUCGGAUCUGCAAGAACUGGUCGCCACGUCUUCUGUCGAGGAUGGCGUCGUGCUCUCUCCGAAUGGAAAGCUCGCUGCCUACGUCUCGACUGCCAACGGAUACAAGGCGAACAUCUGGGUGAUGGACUUGGAGACUGGUGAUAAGUGGAACAUCACCAACACCCCGUCUACAGUGGGUAACGAUACCCUGCCCGAUGGCCAUUUCCGCCCAUCGUGGUCCCCCGACGGCGAAUGGAUUGCCUUUUCUUCGGACCGCAACUCAGGCUGGUAUGGCCACGGCGACCCUGUCUUCUUGGGCGUCAGUGGAUGGGAGCAUACCCAGGAACUGUCCAUCUACGCCAUCCGACCCAAUGGAUCCGACUUCCGCCUCAUCACCAGCAAGAAGGACUGGUCGUUGGGCUCGCCCAAGUUCUCUCCUGACGGCAAGCGCAUCGUCUACUACGAGAUGACCCGCGAAGCAACCUGGGACUCGCAUCGUCCGGAGUCGAUCGACUCGGCCAACUCCAGCAUUGUGUCGGUUGACUUUGCCACCGGCCAGGAUCGCCGUGUGGAGGUCCAAGGCGCUGGUGUGAAGCUAUUCCCGCAGUACAUCUCCCAGGACAACAUCGGAUACUUCUACAAGGGCGCUACCAAGGAGGGUCUGCACACUACCAGUGGAAGCUAUGUCAACACCACCAGUGUAACUGUGCGCUCUCCUGCCUGGUCUCCGGACGGCAAGCAGGUUGUCUACGAAAAGACCGGAUGGGACAUCCGUCCCAUGGAGAAGAAGCUAUACAGCUGGGACCCAGACUGGGAAUACCGCUUCACCGACGUCUACCCCCAGCUUUCCAACCAGAACAAGCUCGCCAUCACCCAGAAGCAACUCGGCAACUCGUCCGUGGUCAAGAUGAACGCCAACGGAACCAACGAGCAAACCGUCUACAACGACAUGACCUCUGGCCUCGUCUCCUCCACCAUGGUCAGCCAAGGACUCGCCGGCGCCUUCCAGCCCUCCUGGUCAACCGACGGCGAAUGGAUCACCGUCGGCGUUGGCUUCUGGUUCCAGAGCAGAGCAGAAAAUGGAGGCUGGCUCGUCCGUGCCGCCACCAACGGCUCGUACUCGGAAGUCCUCACCAACAGCACCACCACGCUCAGCGCAAACAGCAGCCUGAUCAACUCCGGUUUCCCCAGUUUCUCGCACGACGGCAAGAAGAUCGUCUACCGCGUUUGGGGGUACAACUCCACCCAGGGCGAAAAGUCGCAACUUGGUCUCCGCAUGAUGGACCUGGAAACGAGAAACAUCACCGUCCUUACCACCGAAUGGGAUAACCUUCCCUUCUUCUCGCCUGAUGGUGAGAGAAUCGUCUUCACCCGCAAGACCAGCCCAACCAACUAUGACGUCUGCACUAUGCGUCCUGAUGGAACCGACAUCAAGGUGCUGACUAGCAGUGGUGCCAACGACGCCCACGCCGUCUGGUCUCACGAUGGCCGCAUUCUCUACUCGUCUGGCAUGUUCGGUUUCCAGUACGAGUGUGCCCUCUACGAUCAGACAUUCCAGCCUUAUGGCCAGAUCAUCGCGAUGGAUGCAGAUGGCUCGAACAAGGAGGUUCUGACUGAUUCUAUCUGGGAAGAUUCUAUGCCUCUUUAUAUUCCGAAUGAGUCUUUAAUGGGAUAG